UUAUUGCAAUCUCCUGCAUCCGAUGUUGAUAUGUAUUUACCAUCAAAGCUUAAGAUUUCUUACUUUGGUAUUGCAAUUAUAAGCAGCGCUCCAAUUGUUUAAGUAUCCUGCGUGCCCCCUUAUAAUUCUUCUCUAGAAAAACCAAACAUGCAAAAUCUCAUAAACCCAUAUAAAACAAUGUUUUUAGUUCGUUUUGUCUCUUACAGACCCAUUAUCCACAGAUUAAUCUUUCAAUCUCCACUCUGUUUUUCUCCUUCACGUCCAUUUUCAUCAUCUCAAAUACAAAAUUCUGAUGAAAUCAACCUUGUUAACUACAAAGAUUGGUUAAGCCCAAAUGAGGUCAUCAAAAUUUUCCAAAAUCUCAAAAACCCAAAUUCAGCUUUGACAGUACUUAAUCAAAUCUCAAAACGUAAAGAUUACAAACCCAAUGAAGCCAUUUAUAAUGUAGUUGUCAAAAACCUAGCAAUUGCUAAGAAUUUUGAUGCAAUUGAGACACUUAUGGAGAAAAUCAAAUUUGAAAGAAAGUGUAGACUUUCUGAUGAGUUUUUCUAUAAUGUUAUUAAGAUUUAUGGGCAUUUAGCUGGUAGAAUUAAUAGAGCAAUUGAGACCCUUUUCGAUAUGCCUAAUUAUAAGUGCUGGCCAAGUGUGAAAACUUUCAAUUUUGUACUGAAUUUGUUAGUGAAUACUAAACAAUUUGAUGUUGUUCAUAAGGUGUAUAUUCGUGCUUCUGAUUUGGGUGUGGAGAUUGAUGCUUGUUGUUUGAAUAUUAUCGUUAAGGGGUUGUGUCAUUGCGGGGAGCUCGAUGCUGCAUAUAAGGUGUUCGAUGAAUUUCCUAAGCAGAAAUGUCAACCCAAUGUGAGGACUUUUUCGACUAUAAUGCAUGCUUUGUGCGAGCGUGGUCGUGUUAAUGAGGCGUUGGGAUUGUUAGAGAGGAUGGAAAAGGAGGAUGUUGAACCAGAUGCUAUCGUGUUUAACACGCUGAUUUCGGGGCUCAGAAAGCAAGGAAGAGCUGACGAGGGGAUUGAGAUGUUCAAGAAAGUAAUGCUGAAAGGUUGUGAUCCGAAUCCAGGGACAUAUCAAGAGGUGUUGUACGCUUUGCUUGAUGCCAAGAGGUAUUUGGAGGCAAAAGAUUUUAUGGCUGUUAUGAUUGAUAAGAGGGUGAAUCCAAGUUUUGAGUCUUAUAAGCUGUUGAUACAUGGCCUUUGUAAUGGGAAGCUUCUUGCCGAUUUAGACUGGGUGUUGAGGCAGAUGGUGAGACACGGAUUUGUGCCGAGGAUGGGUAUGUGGAGGCACAUUCUUGGUUGCUUGUUUCCUCCUGAUGGCGAUUGUUGUACUGCCUAUUCAGAUGAAGAAAUUCUUGCGGACUAAUCUACGAGGUUUAGAAAAUUAACUGAAUGGUAUUACAAGUCCCAUUACAUGCUGUUAGAAGUAUCACAUUGAUUGCAGGAUGGGAAUUUAGUCUUCUUAUAUAGCUUUUGGCAAUCCUUAUCUCAUGAGCUAGUUUUUGGGGUUGGAUUAGAAUUUAUGUCUAUUUCUGUACAUGGUAUCAGACCCAUGCUCCAGUUGGCAUGGUCUGGGCGUGCCGCAAAGGGGUGGGGUGGGGGGUGGGGGUGGUAUUAGAAGUCCCACAUUAGCUGUGAGAUAGGAAUUUGGUCUCCUUAUGUUUGUUUUGGGCAACUCUUACCUCAUGAGAUAGUUUUUGGAAUUGAUAGAUCCAAUAUCCAUUUCUUAUCACUCCUACAGCUUCUGAAUUCAAAAUUUUCAUUCCAAGUGAAAGGACAAGAUGAUGCACUACCACCAUGGUCGUCACCACCACCACCAUAAUCACCACUAUCACCACCAUAAGCUGCCUCCUGGCUAUGAAACUUUUCAAGGAUUUUCCAACUAUAUAUCCUCUUCCACUGGCUUUAGGGUUCCUUCAGCUUGGCAAUGCGAAACCUUCGACUGAAUAUGAAGCAGUGUCAGGUUGAUUAUAUUUUGGCAUCCCUUGGUGAAAAUUCUGGUCCCGACACUGCGAAUUGAUGGUGAGAUUUGAACUGAUCAUCAUCUCCAGCUGCUUUGAUCCGCUUCAUCUAAAAACUUAAACUCUUGGAAAAGAGACACCUAUAUUCAUUUGAGUAUAUAUUAAUUACAUCGAUCUCACAAUGAACAAUAGUAAUACUGUUUGGAAGUUGAAACACUAAAUUGUCUGACUAUAAUUUUUGAACUAU
Messenger RNA from Nicotiana tabacum (common tobacco), 2210 nucleotides. RefSeq names its product pentatricopeptide repeat-containing protein At4g20090. The record is from RefSeq and is a predicted model, not a curated record. Lineage: Eukaryota; Viridiplantae; Streptophyta; Magnoliopsida; Solanales; Solanaceae. Gene Ontology annotation, molecular function: protein binding.